CAAAGACCAGAUCCUUCUGUCUCUUAUAUUUUAUUCCCGUCCACCAUGCAAAUUGGUCUAGAACAUAAUCACGGAUGUUUAGUCUGGCAUAGUGCUUAUAACGUUGGAACCUUUGAAGUCUCAGAGUCAGCCCUAGGACGGAACCCCUAGCCGGGUAAAAAGCCAUAUGUUGUUCAACAGUAGGAGAACUAUUAAAUACUCCUGAAGAAUAUCCCCUCCAGUUCCUAUCGUCGUUCAUUUUAUUCAUUCCUUCUCUGCGAACAAAAGGGGUCAACUCCAUAUAGAUACUUUCUCGUUACCAGCAGGGCAACUCAACAAACCAUCAUCAUUCAUCAUGGGGAGCCUACAGCCCGAAGAUGUUUUCGCUCCCGUUCUUCACACUGAGCGCCUUGCUCUUACACUCUUUAACAUGAAUGAUGAGGACGACCUUGAAUUCGUGGUCAUGAUGUUCAACAUGCAGAUGCCUGGAGGAGGUCCUACAGACGGUAACUGGACCGGCAAAGACAUACGCCGUCUCAGCUACUCCCUAAUGUUGAAACCAUCCGACGCCCAUGGUCGCCUCUCGAAAGAUGCUGCCAUCUAUCUCGCGCGCCUGGGAGAUGCCACAGGACCGCGCAUCGGUGUCAUUAAUCUCUGUCGCCGCACUCCAAUCGUUCCUAUUGACAUAGGGUACAUGGUUUUACCAGAACACCGAAAAAGCGGUUAUGCCACUGAGGGUGCAACAAGGGUCCUUCGAUAUAUUACGGAAGAGUUUGGCAUCAAGGAAAUAUGCCUUGUAACGGAUGAUUCGAAUAUCGCGUCGAAAAAGAUUGCUGAAAAGUUAAACAUGGUGGAUGGCGGGCAUGUCAUGAUGAGCGGCAACAAGUGCGUCGUUUUUGUAUUGCCGGGUAUGAAGAAGCUGGAGGGACAAGACUUUCCGUUUUGGGGAGAUGGUGAGGAGUUCUGAGUGUGAGGACCUAGAUUAGGUGUCAGAGUGUUAAUUGAUGGAAUGGCGCGUAUGUUGGAAAUGGAUCCAAGGAAUCAGUAUAUGGCAUUAUACCAAACUUUAAUUUGAGCAUAUUGAUGGCUUCUUGCGUUGUCUAUCUACAUACAUGUACUUGGUCCUACUCU
This is a messenger RNA of Trichoderma harzianum CBS 226.95, 1110 nucleotides long. RefSeq lists its product as hypothetical. The transcript has a single exon. Bases 335 to 946 code for a protein of 203 amino acids. Lineage: Eukaryota; Fungi; Ascomycota; Sordariomycetes; Hypocreales; Hypocreaceae. Gene Ontology annotation, molecular function: acyltransferase activity, transferring groups other than amino-acyl groups. The record is from RefSeq and is a predicted model, not a curated record.